AUGACAAUUAAAAUGGAAAUGACUAAAAAGUCAAAUUCUUUUAACAUGAUUUAUGAUUUCGAUAAAAAUUUAAAAGCAGUUAAGUUAGAAAAACCAGUGAAAAAAAAUACUUUAAAUACAAAUAAUCCAUUUGUUGUGAUUCUCAAUAUUGACAUAUGGAUUUUGAUAAAAAUUAGAUAUUAUACAUCAGCAUUAAUCAAGACAUUAUUGCCUUUGUUUAAUAUUUUUUUUAUUGUCAGUUUUGGAGCUAGUUUAUUGAUGGUACAAGAAUUAAUACAAUUGUCAUCUAAAAAUUAUGAAAGCAUGAUGAAUCAUGAUGACAAAAUAGACUCAACAAUGUUGAUGGCAAUAUCAGAUUAUUCAUCGAUUGAAAGAGACAACAAGCUAGAUCGUGAAUUGAUAUUUUUAAAAAGCAAAACAUUGAGUCUUGAAGCUCUUGUCAGAAAAAUGGAUUCUCAGUUAAAGACAUUUUAUGAAAAUGAAAAUUUAAAAAAACAAAUAUUACCUGAUUUUGCAUCUGAAACAGUUGGAGGUUCAAUAAUCAGUACACCAGAUACUGAGCCAUAUCUUGAUGAAAGCCAAACUCAAACAACAUUAUUUGGCAUUGCCAUUUGUAAGCCAAGUUAUUUUACACCACGUAAAAUUAUCCAGCCAUGGAGAGAACCUGGUGAAUGUUGGGCCUUCAAAGGAGCCAAAGGUAAUGUUGAAAUUGAACUGGUACAUUUGGUAUAUCUUCAGAGUGUCACCUUGGAACACAUCUCCAAGUCAGUAUCAUUAACUGGUACCAUCAACUCAGCACCACGAGAAUUUAGAAUAUUAGGAAAAAUUGAUGAUAAAUACGUUGUUCUUGGAGUGUUUAGUUAUGAUGAUGAAGGAACAUCAUCACAAAAUUUUCCAUUAAAAAACCAAAUUGCAGAGAGUACUCCAAUUAAAAUAGUAAUGCUUCAAGUUUUAUCAAAUUAUGGAAAUCCAGAUUAUACCUGUGUUUAUCGUUUAAAAGUUCAUGGAAAAAUUCAUAAAAUUUUCCAAUUAUAAUUUUCAUUUAAAUAUUAAAUGACUAUUUGAAUAUCCACAAGUUUAUCUACAGUCGAUAUGCAACGCCAUGUUGAUUGUUGAUUAAAAUUAUUAUUUUUUUUU
Aphidius gifuensis is the source of this 1137-nucleotide messenger RNA. RefSeq names its product SUN domain-containing protein 1-like. The coding region runs from base 1 to 1035 and encodes 344 amino acids. The record is from RefSeq and is a predicted model, not a curated record. NCBI's taxonomy places the organism in Eukaryota, Metazoa, Arthropoda, Insecta, Hymenoptera, Braconidae. Gene Ontology annotation, molecular function: protein-membrane adaptor activity. Gene Ontology annotation, cellular component: nuclear envelope. Gene Ontology annotation, biological process: nuclear envelope organization. The transcript is spliced from 5 exons.